UCUUGAUUCUGUUCUCUCAGUUCAUCAGAUACUUCUCUAGUUGUUUUUGUUGUUGGUUAUUCCUGGGGUUGGUAUCUGAUAAAGUUGCAGCAUUAAAUGAUCUAGGUGAAGUUGAUGCACUAAAGGCUCUUACAAAAAAAAUCAAAAUUUAAAGCUGAAGGUUGAUUACAUGGAUAAUCCUGAAGGCCCUGACAAAAAAUUUGAAGGUGCACCACAGCAUGAGGCUCCAAAUCCUGAUCAAUCUGAGAAACAAAUGCAUCAAUCAGAAGGUAACAAAGUUGGUGGCAUGGAUCACCAUAAAGGUCCUGACCAAGAAAUCAAAAGAGCACCACAUCAUGAGGCUCCAAAACAUGAUCAAUCUAGGAAACACAAGAAUCAAUUUGAAGAUGAUGAAAAGUACAUGGAUCACCCUAAAGGUCCUGACCAAGAAAUCAAAAGAGCACCACAUCAUGAGGCUCCAGAACAUGAUCACUCUAGGAAACAUAAGAAUCAAUUUGAACAUGAUGUACAGCACAUGGAUCGCCCUGAAGGUCCUGACCAAAAAUUUAAAGGUGAACCACGACACCACACUCCAGAAUUUGAUCAUUCCAAGAAGAAAAAUCAUGAAUUAGAAGAUGUGGUUGGGUACAUGGAUCAACCAAAAAGUCCUAAGCACAAGUUGAAAGGUCCACUAACUCCAAAACAUGGUGAAUUCAAAGAGCAAAAGAAUCAAGUUGAAGUUGAGGAUGAAUACAUAGAUUACCCUGAAGGUCCUAACCAAAAGCUCAAAGGUGUAACACCACCACACCAGAUUUCAGAAUCUGAUCAAUCUGACAGAGAGGUUGGUUUCAUGGAUCACUCUAUAGACCCUAAACCAACAUUGAAAGAUGCACCACAAUAUGAGGCCACAGAACCUGAUCAAUCCAAGAAACAAGGUGAAGUUGACUACAUGAAUUCUCCCAAAGAUUCUGUUGAUGAAUCUGAGAAACAAGUUACUCAAUCUGAACCCAAAAGUAUCCCAAAUCCAGACAUUAAAAGUGCAGAUGAUGACAAAGGAAAACAAAGUUUGCAAACCACUGACAAAGAGGUCCCUCCUGUGCUAGAAGCACAAAAUGAAACCACUGAAGGGGAAGAUGAAAUUAAUAGCACAGGAAUUGAAAGAAUUUCUAGAAAUAUUCCUGAAAACAAGAAUAAACCAGAAGAUUCAUCAAGCCAGUUAGCUGCAACCCCUCAAGAUCAAGGUAAAGGUGAAAUUGCACCAAGGAAGAAGCAUUUUUGGAGUAAUUGGCCAGUUAUUGGUGAUGCUCCUAAGGCCAUUGUAGCCGAGCAACCUGAAACUGACCCUUCAAAAGAGAAACAGCAAGAACAUAUCGAGGUUAAAGUUGAUGAAGAUAACAAAGCUGCAGAAGUUGUUCCUGCUGAAACUACAUCUAGUGAACCAAGUGUAGCAGAAAAUAGGAAGACAUUGGAAAUUCUUAAAAGUGUUGUGUACGGUGGUUUGAUUGAAUCAUUAACAAGUCUCAGUGUUGUGACAUCUGCUGCUAGUGCUGAUGCUACCACAUUGAACAUUGUGGCUCUGUCUAUGGCUAAUCUGAUUGGUGGACUUUUCAUACUUGGUCAUAAUCUGGAGGAACUGAAAUCUGAACAAGUGGAUAGGUACGUAGAGUUACUGGGUGAGAAGGAGAAUUUCAUUGUGCAUGCUUUUAUAGCAGUGAUAUCGUUCCUUGUGUUUGGAUUGGUGGCACCAGUGGUGUAUGGGUUUUCAUUUGGUGAGAGUGGUGACAAGGAUUUAAAACUAGCUGCGGUUGCUGCAGCUUCUCUACUAUGCAUCACUAUGCUUUCCAUUGCCAAAGCAUACAUCAAGAGACCAAGCACCUACUUCAAAUACUUCAAAACGGUGCUUUACUAUGUCAGCACUGGUGCUGUGGCCUCACUGCUUUCUUACAUAGCUGGUGAUCUUGUGAAGGAACUCAUACAAAAGCUUGGAUGGUUUGAUUCAGCAUCAGAUUUUUCCUUGCAGAUUCAUGGGAUUGGCAUUCAACAAUGGGGAUCAUACUAAGAGAAGGUGUUAAGGACUUUAUUAAUUGAUUGAUUGCUUUUUAUUCGGUGUGUAACUUCUUAAAAUGGUUGUUGUCGUGAAUGAGAAUAUACAAUAACUUUGUUUAAGAUUGUCUGUACUCUACUGAUCGUAUUAUGGUUUUUAUCUACCACUAGUUGGUUCUGCAAACUCUUUCAUGCAAAAUUGUUUGUUUGAUGUU
Vigna unguiculata (cowpea) is the source of this 2237-nucleotide messenger RNA. RefSeq lists its product as uncharacterized. NCBI's taxonomy places the organism in Eukaryota, Viridiplantae, Streptophyta, Magnoliopsida, Fabales, Fabaceae. The record is from RefSeq and is a predicted model, not a curated record.